ACAUAUAUAACAUUCCUGACGUGAUUGUACCACGGCAGUUGUACUGUCAGGUCAUGGCUGAACAACACCGAGUAGAGACAAUCGCCCUUGUCAAACGAGAAUGUCCUGAGUUUCAGAAGGAACUGUUUCCAGAGAGAACGUGCCCCAAAGCAGAACAUGAAUAUAACAAAGAAGAUGUAGAUUUGUUCAUAUCCAACACACCUGAUGAAGGAUUUGAUUAUAGAGAGCAUUAUCUACAAUGUGGAGCGGCGUUUGGAUGGGCAAGAGCGUCGCUUUGCAAGACGAUAAUUCGCAACAAGAGCAUGCUUGUGGCUAUAUGCUCACUGAUCGCAUUGACUGCCUACGCUGUGUAUGUCGGCUUCAGCAUCAGAUUUUCCUUUGGGGAUGAAGGUUCUUUGAGACUGCUACUUGGGACCGGUUUUGUCGCCCUGAUUUAUGCCAAGGUCAAGUUGACAACCCGCGUUCAUGAACUUUUAUCUCCAUGGUCCAACAAGAUAUCGAAUUCCCCUUCGAUAACGAGAACAAUAAGAUGGUUGCUGUACAUAGGUAUGGUCCUCUUCAUGGCGAUCUACUUGGGACUGAAUGUGACCAAAGCGGAGAACUUUCUCUCUCUCGCUGGACUGACCUUCUUCAUUCUUCUAGGAUUCCUGAUAUCCGAACAUCCAGAAAGGGUGAACUGGCACGCGGUAUUUUGGGGAAUCGGGACCCAGUUCCUGUUUGCUUGCUGCUGA
Messenger RNA from Haliotis rubra (blacklip abalone), 731 nucleotides. Its product is annotated as solute carrier family 28 member 3-like. The record is from RefSeq and is a predicted model, not a curated record. Gene Ontology annotation, cellular component: membrane. The transcript is spliced from 4 exons. Gene Ontology annotation, biological process: nucleoside transmembrane transport. NCBI's taxonomy places the organism in Eukaryota, Metazoa, Mollusca, Gastropoda, Lepetellida, Haliotidae. Gene Ontology annotation, molecular function: nucleoside:sodium symporter activity. Bases 54 to 731 code for a protein of 225 amino acids.